Molecule: messenger RNA, 5549 nt
Organism: Drosophila elegans
Lineage: Eukaryota; Metazoa; Arthropoda; Insecta; Diptera; Drosophilidae
Gene: X11L
Exons: 12
Coding region: 250-3903 (1217 amino acids)
Biological process (GO): chemical synaptic transmission
Cellular component (GO): cytoplasm; dendritic spine; plasma membrane
Molecular function (GO): protein binding
Source: RefSeq, a predicted model, not a curated record
GCAUCGAUAGCUCGGAAUCUAUCUAAAUGGCUGCCAAUCGUUCUGCGCCAAUCGAGUUUGCUGAAGGAGUGCAAUAAAUAUGAAUUAAAUGGCAGUGACCCACAGUGAGGCAGCAAUCGCAGCAGCAGAAGCAGCAGCAGCGGAUGCAGCAGCAGCAGCAGCACUAGAACAGUAGUAGCUACCGAAGGAACAUCCACAUCCACACCCACAUCCCUCUGUCCCGGAGAUUGUCCCAGUUGCAGUCCAGCCAUGAACUCCAAUUCCUGCAGCGACAGCAGCAACGAGUCCAUGGUCAAUCCGUCGCACACUCAGAUGACCUUUGGCCAGCAGACGCAUCAGCAGCAUCAGCAAUCGCAGCAGCUCCAAGGACAACAGCAGCAGCAUCAGCAGCAGGAGCGAUAUGUGUGGGAGAUGCGCACCCGUAGUCCGAAUGUGACGCCAGCCAGCACGGUGCUCAAUUCGCCGGAUCUCAAUGCCGAGCUGUCCUACGUUCCGCUGCAGGGCCUCUCGCCGUCCGGCGCAGGCGGUCAUGGCCUGAAUGCGGCCCGAGACGCUGGCGGCUAUUACUACCAGCGACCGCACUUGCAUCAGAUCCGGCUGGGCCGAAGUCCAGGCAGCCAGUUCGAGACGCGGGAUGUCCUGCCGCAGGGCUUGGCCAGUCCCGGCUCGCCAACGGAUGUGGGCAAAGCGGACGGGCAGUGCCUGCGCGACGGCGAGAUCGUGGUGUUCGACGACAUCGACACCAACUGGAUGAACAAGGCGUCGAGUGGCCAGCGGAAGGGCAGCAACGAGGAUGUGCUCAAGGUGACCAAGAUGAUUGGCCAGCUGCCCAUUGCCGAGUACGAGGGAUCGCCGCGUCGAUUUGGCAGUCAGCCGGGCACAAACACACAGACCACCUUGAGUGGCCCACGGAAACGACCGCCGGGAUUUCCGCAAAGAGUUUCGCCCACAACCAGUGCGGCGAAUGCGAAUGCAAAUGCAACUGCUAAUCCAACUGCUAAUGCAAAUGCAAAUGCAAAUGCAAAUGCAUCGGCCAAGGCUUCCGUGGGCAACCUCAUCGAUCUGAUCGAUCACGAGGAGGAGCGUUCGGGUGCGCUGCGCGAGAAGACGACCCCCACUUUCGAUUACCUGUACGAAUUCUCGGAGACGCGCAAGGUGCUCGAGGAGUUCUUCAAGGCGAAUCCGGAGGAUGAGAAGCGCUACACGGACGGAUACACCACGGAAAGUGGCGACGAUGUGGCCAGUUCUCAACAGGAGUACCCGGCCACGCCCUUGGAGCAGGCAUACAUUGGCCAGCGACUGGCGAGAAUACCCAAAGAUGAGCUUUACAUGGUGCACCGCUCGCCCAUUAAAAAGCCACAAAGUGAACAGAUGCCUGCGACUGCCUACCACCAGGAGCACAAUGACAUCGAGCUGUAUAUCGAUUCGAAUAGCCGCAGCAGCGGCGAUCUGGCGGACACGGAACUGGAGGCCAAUCUGCGGCGGCACUCGCGGAACUUCACCCUCUCGCCGGAGACCACGGACUACGAUUCGAAUUGCGGCGACCUGGACAGUCUGUCCAACGACAUCAACUGCCCCACGGACUAUGGCAAGCUGUACACGAGCAUGCCCGUCUUGGAGGACGGCCUGAGCAGUGGCCACGCCUCCGACACGGAGAACAAUGUGUCCGUGAUCUGUGACAAGCAGCAGCAGUCCUCGCAAUCGCAAUCCACGCAACCCAUCGUCCACAGCGAGCACAAUGGGAAUGCUAAUGGCAAUGGUAAUGCUAAUGGCAAUGGUAAUGGAAAUGGCGAGCGGCUGGAGAACGACUACAAUGUGAUGAGUGCCAGCAUGGCCACAUUGACCACAGAUGCCUCGCAAUCGGCGCUGAUAAGCGACUUUGCCUCGCUGCCCAUGCCCAUGCCGCCGGCUGCGCCGCCAGCCUCGCCGCCCCAAAUCGAGAUAGCCGAUGCCAGUGAGUCGAUGGCCAUGGCCGCCGCAGCAGAUGCUGACAAUCCAUUGGACAGUCACUACGGUGCCGUUUAUGCGGCAGCCUUGGGAGGUUCACUGGCCGAAAAGUCUGGCGGAUCGGGACUGGCAGUGUCGGCCACUACAGUGACCGCCGGAGGAUCGCUGCCAUCGCAUGCCGCCUCGGAGAUCCAGGAGGCCAUGAAAGAGAUACGUUCCGCCUUGCAGCGGGCCAAAACGCAGCCGGAAAAGCUGAAGUUCUGCGACGAGGUGCUCACCACUGAUCCGGAUUCCCCGGUCUGGGUGCCGCGCAAAACGACGACGGUUUCGGCGGCCCAGGCUGCUGCGGCGGCGGAGGAGGAACCGGACACCGAUCUGGAAACGGAUCGCUUGCUGGGUCAGCAGCGGCACGACGAGCAGGAUUUUUUCGCCGAUCAGCCCCUUUCGGACAGCAAUGCCAACGAGGGCACGGAAAUCGCCAGCAAUGGGCAUCUGAAUGGCGCGGCGGACAACAACAACCCGAAUCCGAUGACCAAUGCCAAGCCGCAGACCUACUCGACGGCCACCAUUCGGCAGGGCAUCGGCACCUCGCUGACGCCCAACUCGCCGGACAUCUGCCAAAUCGUGGGCACGGCCGACAUCUCGAUCAGUUCGCCGGAGAAGCUGCAGUUCAGCAAGAGUCCCACGGGCUCCAUCAAGUCGCUGAAGGACUCGGCCAACUCGGACAAGAAGGCCAAGUCGCGCAACAAGGAGGGUCUCCUGGAACCCAAAGUUCUCAUUGAGGGCGUGCUAUUCCGGGCCAGAUACCUCGGAUCCACCCAACUCGUCUGCGAGGGCCAGCCGACCAAGUCGACCAGGAUGAUGCAGGCCGAGGAGGCGGUGUCCAGGAUCAAGGCUUUGGCUCCCGAGGGCGAAAGCCAGCCGAGCACUGAAGUGGACCUCUUCAUAUCAACCGAGAAGAUAAUGGUGCUGAACACCGAUCUCAAGGAGAUCAUGAUGGACCAUGCGCUGCGCACUAUAUCCUACAUCGCGGACAUCGGUGACCUGGUUGUGCUGAUGGCCCGUCGCCGGUUCGUGCCCAACAGUGUGGUGGAUCCGGCCACGGCCAGUCCAUUGGGCGAUGUGCCCAGUCCGGGCAUUAGCGAGGAGGAGUCGCCGCCCAAGGAGUCACUCAGCAAGCACAACCGCACGCCCAAGAUGAUCUGCCACGUGUUCGAGAGCGACGAGGCGCAGUUCAUAGCCCAGUCCAUUGGACAGGCCUUUCAGGUGGCCUACAUGGAGUUCUUGAAGGCGAACGGCAUCGAGAACGAGAGCCUGGCCAAGGAGAUGGACUACCAGGAGGUGCUCAACAGCCAGGAGAUCUUCGGCGACGAGCUGGAGAUCUUCGCCAAGAAGGAGCUGCAGAAGGAGGUGGUGGUGCCGAAGGCCAAGGGCGAGAUCCUGGGCGUGGUGAUCGUCGAGAGCGGCUGGGGCUCCAUGCUGCCCACCGUGGUGAUCGCCAACCUGAUGAGUUCCGGCGCAGCCGCCCGCUGCGGUCAGCUGAACAUCGGCGACCAGCUGAUCGCCAUCAACGGCAUGAGCCUGGUGGGACUGCCGCUGUCCACCUGCCAGAGUUACAUUCGCAAUGCCAAGAACCAAACUGCCGUCAAGUUCACCGUUGUGCCCUGUCCGCCCGUCGUCGAGGUCAAGAUCCUGCGACCCAAGGCGCUGUUCCAGUUGGGUUUUAGUGUUCAAAAUGGCGUGAUCUGCAGCCUUUUGCGUGGAGGAAUCGCUGAGCGGGGUGGAGUACGCGUUGGUCACCGCAUCAUUGAGAUUAACAACCAGAGCGUCGUGGCUGUUCCACACGAUACGAUUGUCAAGCUGCUGUCAUCCUCAGUGGGCGAGAUCCUAAUGAAGACGAUGCCCACGUCCAUGUUUCGUUUGCUCACCGGCCAGGAGACGCCUAUCUAUAUAUAAAUAUAUGCAACUGCUCACACGCCUGCGCUGGAAUCGAGAAACUAUAAAUUCGUCAUCUGAAACUCGAUCAGCUUUAAGUUUCAUCAACUGAAAUUGAAUCGACUGGGAAUUGAUUCAGAAAUAGACCAAUUAUAAGCUUUUAUGUUAAUGAGAAAUGUAUGUGAAUUUGUAUCAGUUUUUAUAAUUUUGAAUGAUAAGUUUUAAGCCUAUUUAAAUGAUUUAUUUGGUUGAAAAUUUUACAAUUUGUAAAUCGAUCAAGCCUUUAAUGAGAUUAAUUGUUCGUCGAUAAAUCGUUCAACUGCCCACAAUCGAUAUACUAUGUGCAAUGGAGAUUAUGGUUACUAUUCCAGCAGAUAUUACUUUUUGGUCAUUUCUCCCAUUUUUGUAUAUGAAAAAGACUGAAUUUAAAGCCAGUGCGAGUGUAUGUGAGCAGUCAUUGUAAAGUAACCAAGAAAUUGUAAACCCAAUGUCCCAAAACAAAUACCCAACCAUCCCCCUAUUCCCUCGCAUCCACUAGCCUAAGCAUUCGAUUGAAUUUACUUGCAAGCAAUUAUUUAUGAUAUGAUCUAAUCCAUUAUUUGUCAUGUAAAUUUACCGUACUUUAGUUCUUUAACUACAUUUAUAAUUUUCGAUAAAAAGAAACAAAAAGCAACACACCUUAUGCCAAAAAAGAGUUAGAUUUCGUUAUACUUAUUAUUGUAUAGAGCCAUUGCGUAUGAUUAUUGCAAGACCAUUACCGAUAUUUAUAAUUACAAAAUAGCCUUAGAAAAACGAAGCCAUGCCUGCAAUACAACAAAACAACAAACAAAAUAAAUGCAUUUAAAACGCGUCAGAACAACAACAAAAAAAAAAAACAAACAAAGCGCAUAUUGAUUCUAAUUGUAUACGUAUGUCUGUACAAGAAAUCUGCACAUUUCUCGAUCGAUUAUUGCCAUAUACAUAACGAUAUAUACUCAUACGAUAAAUAUGAUAAAUCUAAAGCAAAAACAAUAAGCAAAACAGCAAAAGUAAUACGAAGAACAAUAAUUUCAGCAUUGUCUAGUUUCUGUUAAGCGAGGGCAUAAAUGUAUAAGAAAGAGACGGAGCCACAUAAAAGACAGAGACGGCGCCACAUGAAGCGAAAGAGAGGGAGAGAUAGAAGGAGAGAGCUUAUUUUUGCAUACUUAAAAAAGCGACAAACAAAAGGGCAAAUAAACCACAAAAAGCUAAUAAUUAAAACCAAUAUGUAUACAUAUGUUAUUAAUCUAAAUGGAAACGACUAAACUAAAAAAAAUAUUUUAAAUAUUUCAAGUGCAGGUAACAACAAAAGACGCAAGUUAAUAAUAAUUAUAUAAAUAUAUAUAUAUAUAUAUACAUAUAUAUAUGUAAUACUUCUGAUCGCCAAUCGGAAGCGCAGGUGCAAUAUUUUUGCAAAACACAGAAACACAAAGCCACAACAAUUAAUUAAUACAUUUCUAAGCUACUCGGGACACGGCAACAACACUAAGGAACCCACUAACGAACUCUCUGCUACUGCGCCUCUAACUAACUUCUAAAACCAAACACUAAUCGUAUACUAACUAAUGCAAUUUAUUUAUUAAUACUUACCACGUGACCGAAUACAAACAGCAGCGAGAAACAAAAAUAAACUACAUUUAUACACAAAA